AUGCUUAAAGAGAACGAGAUCAUAUCCAAGACCCUUUUAACAAUAGAUAAGUUUAAAGGAAGUGUGGAGACUUUCAAAGCAUCUAUAACUGGUGGGGAAUAUACCAGUUUGAAUAUGCCAAAUUGUUUUACAAGAACUUUGGUUUGGAAAGUUUGUUUAAUAACUGAAAGUCUCAAUCUUAGCUUGAUAAAUCAAAAACUUAGGGAUUCUAGAUUAGUAUAUCAUCUGUUGAUUCAUAAUAAGGAAAUGAAAAUACCGUGGCAUGAAUUAGAUCCUGAAAGUGCUUAUUACCAACCUGUCAAUACAAUCAAAAGAAACGUAUCGUCAAAACAUAAAUCAUCAGCAAGAGGUAGGAAGAAUACCCUUGAUAGAGUUCAAAUACAGCAUGAUCCCCUUUCUGAAGAUAGUAGUACUACUCCUCAAGUAGAGGAAACCCAUGAUGAUCAUGAAUUAUUAGUAGCAAUAAUUUUAGAUGUUGAUAGAUUACUACCAGGAGAUCCUUUUUACCAAGAGUUCACUAAUAAAAAACAAUUAGUUGAGAUUUUAUAUAUUUGGUCAAAAUGUAAUCCACAGGUAGGAUAUAAACAAGGACUACAUGAAAUUAUUGGCCUUAUAUUUAUGCAUCUUGCUAAAGAAUCAGCAAUUAUACCUCAAACAAAUACGUUUUCCAGUGAUGACUUGAAAAUUUUAAACCUUUAUGAUUUUAAUUAUUUAUCUCAUGAUGUAUUUACGAUUUUUAAUAGAUUUAUGAUUCAAAGUGGCAUUAUUACCAAUUUUUAUGAAAGUGAACAAAGUUUAUGGAAUUCAAUUGAAAGAUUUAACAUGUAUUUAAUGAAAAUUGAUCAAUUUAUUCAUUAUACAUUAAAUACUAAACUAAAAUUAGAAGCACAAUUAUGGAUAAUUAGAUAUUUACGAUUGCUUUUAUCAAGAGAGUUAGGUGAAGAUGUAGAAACAACAAUGUUAUUAUGGGAUAAAUUAAUAGCUUCACAAUUAUCAACUGAUCAUCUGGGAUCAAAUUUAACUGCAAUUCCAGAAUUAUUAAAUUUUAUAAUCAUUCAGUUGUUAAUGCAAAAGAAAUCAGAUAUAAUUUCAAGUGAUUUUAGUGAAUGUUUAACGCUAUUAUUACAUUAUCCAAUUAAUUUCACUAAUGAUGAAGCUAGAAAUGAAUUUAUUAGAAAAUUAUAUAAAGAUGCUACGAAGUUAUAUGAAAGAAAAGAUAAUGAUUUAAAAUUGUAUGAAUAUGGUGUAAAAUUAAAUAAAGAUAAAAUGAAAUUUGAAAAAACAAGAUUAGAAAUGAGAUUAAAAAAGAAAGUACAACUGAUGCUUAAUACUUAG
Messenger RNA from Candida tropicalis MYA-3404, 1335 nucleotides. RefSeq lists its product as uncharacterized. Gene Ontology annotation, molecular function: GTPase activator activity. The coding region runs from base 1 to 1335 and encodes 444 amino acids. Lineage: Eukaryota; Fungi; Ascomycota; Pichiomycetes; Serinales; Debaryomycetaceae. The record is from RefSeq and is a predicted model, not a curated record. Gene Ontology annotation, biological process: intracellular protein transport; activation of GTPase activity. The transcript has a single exon.